Molecule: messenger RNA, 792 nt
Organism: Protobothrops mucrosquamatus (brown spotted pit viper)
Lineage: Eukaryota; Metazoa; Chordata; Lepidosauria; Squamata; Viperidae
Product: TOX high mobility group box family member 3-like
Exons: 2
Biological process (GO): regulation of transcription by RNA polymerase II
Cellular component (GO): nucleus
Molecular function (GO): chromatin DNA binding
Source: RefSeq, a predicted model, not a curated record
GUAUAUAAAAGGAAAACAGAAGCUGCCAAGAAGGAAUACCUCAAAGCCCUGGCAGCCUACAGAGCUAGUUUGGUGUCAAAGGCUGCUGCCGAGUCAGCUGAAGCCCAGACAAUCCGGUCCGUCCAGCAGACUCUGGCCUCUACGAAUUUGUCCUCUUCCUUGCUUCUGAACACCCCUCUUUCGCAACACGCAACGGUCGUCCCCUCCCCACAGACUCUCCCGCAGUCUCUUCCCAGGGCCAUCGCCCCCAAACCUUUAACCAUGCGGCUGCCCGGGAGCCCCAUCGUUGCCCCCGUCUCGGCUGCCCCCAGUGGGCCUACAAACAUGUCCCCCUCACUGACCAGCGCCAUGACGACCAGCUUGGCUGCCACGCCGGCUUCAGCCCCCUCCCAAGUCAGCCCUUCUUUGCAAAGCCAGCAACACCAGCUGCAGCAGCUGCAGCAGCUGCAGCUGCAGCAAAUGCACCACCAGCAGCUGCACCAGCAGCAGCUGCACCAGCAGAUCCAGCAGCAGAUGCAGCAGCAGCAUUUCCAGCACCACAUGCAGCAGCAGAUGCAGCAGCAGCUGCAACAGAUCCAGCUGCAGCAGUUGCAUCAGCAGCAGCUGCAACAGAUGCAGCAGCAGCAGCAGCACCCGCCGCAGCCCUCCCCCCAGCAACUUUCCCCGGUUUCCUCGCAGAUCACCUCACCAAUCGCGGCCAUCGGCAGCCCACCCUCCGCCAGCCAGCCCCACCCGUCCCAAAUACAAGGCCAGACGCAGACUCCGCUCUUAUCGCAGGCCGGCAUUUUCUGA